AUGGACAUAAUCACUAAUAUUGAAACUUGCGCCUUGGAACUCGAACAACAAAAUAAACAAACACAAGCAGAGAUUCUUCGACAAAACUGUUCCAAAAUUCUAACCAGUUCUUUAAAGUUAAAAAUAAAAGAUAAUUUAACAAAACAACAACGCCUUUCUUUACAAAACCUGAAAAAACAUUCACAUCUAAAGAUAUAUCCGUUUGACAAAGGAACAGGUUUUGCUUUAUUAUGCGAAAAUGAAGCAAAAGCGAAAUUAGAAGAACAAAUAAAAAAUAGUAAAAUUAUUGAUUACGACCCAACACCCACAUUCACUACUAAAUUUCAAAAACUAUUAUGUAAAUUAAGAAAGCAAGGUAAGUUAGACAAUGCUACUUAUUUUAAAAUGUAUCCAUCAGAUUGCGUUCCACCUAGAAUCUAUGGAAUGGUUAAAGCACACAAACCGGAAAAAAACUAUCCAAUGCGUCCUGUUGUUUCCACUAUUAACACACCUCCUUAUGGAACAUCUGAAAACUUUGUCAACGAUGCUAAAGAAUGGAAGAUAGACCCUAAUGAAAUUCAGGUUUCUUUCGAUGUAAUUAAUUUAUAUCCAUCCGUACCGAUCAAUGAAGCAAUUCCUGUUAUUAUUAACAUAUUGAACGAUGAUCUUGAAGAUUUAAAAACUAGGACUAAAUUAACUCUCAUAGAUAUACACCAAUUAAUUGAACUAUCGUUAAGCAUAUGUUACUUUUUAUACGAAGAUAAAAUCCGAAUUUUACCUAAUUCAGGUCCAAUUGGUUUAUCAUUGAUGGUAGUCAUAGCUGAAGCAUUUUUGCAAAAUAUAGAAAAAAGAGCACUUGAUAUAGCCUUUGUUAAUUCAUUCCAACCAAUAACUUAUAAAAGAUAUGUGGAUGAUAGCCAUGCUCGCUUCGAUUCAAAAGAAAAGCAAGAAUUAUUUCUUAAAGCUUUAAAUGAACAAAACCCCUCCAUAAAAUAUACCGUUGAACUUGAAAACAAAAGAAAACAGCUUAAUUUUUUAGAUAUUUGUAUUACAAAUACAAUGAAUGGAUUUUAUGAGUUUCAAAUACACCGGGAAGAUGUGUCUUGGGAUAGUUUUACCAAAGAACAAACUGCAUUGUUAAGAUUUUUUAUGUGGGUAGACUAA
Hydra vulgaris (swiftwater hydra) is the source of this 1143-nucleotide messenger RNA. RefSeq lists its product as uncharacterized. Lineage: Eukaryota; Metazoa; Cnidaria; Hydrozoa; Anthoathecata; Hydridae. The record is from RefSeq and is a predicted model, not a curated record.